Molecule: messenger RNA, 683 nt
Organism: Drosophila albomicans
Lineage: Eukaryota; Metazoa; Arthropoda; Insecta; Diptera; Drosophilidae
Gene: zetaCOP
Product: coatomer subunit zeta-1
Exons: 4
Coding region: 35-559 (174 amino acids)
Biological process (GO): intra-Golgi vesicle-mediated transport; retrograde vesicle-mediated transport, Golgi to endoplasmic reticulum; intracellular protein transport
Cellular component (GO): COPI vesicle coat
Source: RefSeq, a predicted model, not a curated record
AACAGAUACGGUCACAUUGUGUUUUGCUGGCAAAAUGGACGGGUUUAUGAUGGACAUUAUCAAAGGCAUGUGCAUCAUGGACAAUGAUGGUAACCGAAUUCUCGCCAAAUACUACGACAAAAACAUAUUGUCCACGUUGAAGGAGCAGAAGGCCUUCGAAAAGAAUCUGUUCAACAAGACGCAUCGCUCCAACACUGAAAUCAUCAUGCUCGAUGGUCUGACGUGUGUUUACAAAAGCAACGUGGACUUAUUUUUCUAUGUUAUGGGCAAUGCCUACGAAAAUGAGCUCAUUCUGCUAUCAGUGCUCAACUGUCUCUACGACUCCAUCAGUCUGAUAUUGAAAAAGAAUGUGGAGAAGCGUCUGGUGCUGGAGAACCUCGAGAUCAUUAUGCUGGCCUUUGAUGAGAUCUGCGAUGGCGGCAUCAUCUUGGACGCAGACCCAUCGUCUGUGGUGAAACGUGUCGAUCUGCGCAACGAAGACAUCCCCAUUGCCGAACAGACGGUGGCUCAGGUGCUUCAAUCGGCGCGCGAGCAGCUCAAAUGGUCCAUACUGAAAUGAGGUCGGGGUCGCAGAGGAGGACGAGAUCAGUAAAACUGUCACCUAUGCUAUGUUCUGCUGUCGCAAUACAUUCGAUUUUUAUAUUAAAUUCGCCUAGAGUAAUAUACCAUAUACAUAACACAUA